This is a messenger RNA of Oncorhynchus keta (chum salmon), 9516 nucleotides long. RefSeq names its product GPI ethanolamine phosphate transferase 2-like. Lineage: Eukaryota; Metazoa; Chordata; Actinopteri; Salmoniformes; Salmonidae. The transcript has 14 exons. Gene Ontology annotation, biological process: GPI anchor biosynthetic process. The record is from RefSeq and is a predicted model, not a curated record. Bases 375 to 3287 code for a protein of 970 amino acids. Gene Ontology annotation, cellular component: endoplasmic reticulum membrane.
CUACCCGUAGCUGGUUUAAACCAACACGGACAUGAGUCGAAACACCAGUUGAUAGCUUCAGCUCCUGAAAUAAUUUUCCAACUGGUGUAAACACAUGUUUUGCAGUGUUGAUGAAUAUGCCACAAAAUGUUUUGUUUGUUAUUGUAAAGAAAAAAUACUUUUGCAAAAUUGGGGCGAGUUUGCGAACUAGUCGGCGAGAGAGCCAUUCAUGACAGCAAGCUAACUACUAGCAAGCAAGCUCUAGCUCGCUAACGUUAGCUAUCAGUGUAGCGAGUGCAAGAGUCAGACGAUUAAUUCAAACGCUGUUGUCAAGAAAACGUGUAUCCUUUCAUAUCAUAGUAGUCAGCUAGCAAGCCAGCCAGUCAGUCAGCAAAAUGAGGAUACGUUCGUCUGUUUUUGCCUGUUUUUGUCUCAUACUGGAGGUAUUAGGCAUUGCCUUGUUUCUUAGGGGAUUUUUCCCAGUCCCUAUCAAAUCUUCUUUUUCAUCGAAGAGCAAGUUGUCAGAUGUUCCGCCUGAACCCUUUACCGGAAGAUCCCUCAACUCCUCCAAAGUCCCAGACGCCCUUUUCAAGAGAGUAGUGAUAGUGUUGAUCGAUGCUCUCAGGGAGGACUUUGUGUUUGGUCCAAAUGGGAGAAAAUACAUGCCUUACAUCAGGCACUUGGUGGAGAGGGGCUCCACACACAGCUUCGUGGCCAAGGCAAGACCUCCUACAGUUACAAUGCCCAGAAUCAAGGCCCUGACCACAGGUAGUAUCCCAGGCUUCAUCGACGUGGUGAUGAACCUGAACUCCCCAGCGCUGCUGGAGGACAACCUCAUCUGGCAGGCCAAGGCAGCGGGCAAGCGGAUGGUGUUCUACGGGGACGACACCUGGGUGAAGCUCUUCCCCAAGCACUUCAUGGAGUAUGAUGGCACGACCUCUUUCUUCGUGUCCGACUACACCGUGGUUGACAACAACGUGACGCGUCACCUAGACAGCACCCUGAAGAGAGACGACUGGGACAUUCUGAUCUUGCACUACCUGGGCCUGGACCACAUCGGCCACAUCAGUGGACCCCACAGCUCCCUCAUCCAGCCCAAACUAAUGGAGAUGGAUGACAUCCUCAAGAAGAUUCAUGGCUCCCUCAUCUUAAAGGAGGCAGAGGGGGCGCUGCCCUACCUGCUGGUGCUGUGUGGGGACCACGGGAUGUCCGAGACGGGCAGCCACGGGGGCUCGUCUGAGCAUGAGGUCAAUACACCCCUGGUGCUCAUCAGCCCCGCCUUCAAGAAGAAAGUAGGGAUGGAGAAACCAUCAACAGUAGAGCAGGUGGACCUGACCCCGACCCUGGCUCUUGGUCUGGGCCUGCCCAUCUCCCAGAACAGCGUGGGCCGACUCAUUCAGCCCGUGGUUGACGAGGCCUCGCUCAGGGACCAGCUGCGCUUUCUGCACCUCAACGGCCACCAGCUGAGCUACCUGCUGAAGGACAGCAUGCCAGCCUAUGAGAAAGAGGAGGGCUAUGAGCAGUUCCGUGUGGCUGAGAAGUCCCAUGGUAACUGGGUGAAGCUGGUGGUGGAGGGCAACACAUCAGAGGUGCUGACCAACAUGGGGAAGAAGGUGUUCAAGCAGUACCUGGAGGCCCUCAGGGCCAUGAGCGAAGCCCUCAGCAAACAGCUGGGCAAAUAUGACAUAUAUUCCAUGGUGGUGGGCAUGGUCCUUGUCUUCCAGCUCCUUCUCCUCCUGCUGCUGGCCAUGCCUGAGGCACUGAGCAGUGCCUCAGAGGUGGAUCUCCCUGUGUCCUCUGCUCUGCUCUCGCUGCCCUUCUACCUGCUGUGCUUGCUCCUCUCCUCCGUGCACGUGCUGGUGUGCACCUCGGCCGAGAGCUCCUGUUACUUCUGCAGCCUCUCCUGGGGACUGGUGUUCGGGGCAGUGGCCCUCUCCUCAGCCCUGCUCUGCAUCCUGGUAUCCAUGGCAGCCAGGAGGGUAGCAAAGCCCCCUGGGAAGUCUCCAUCCCAUGGUGGUGUCAGUGGUGGGUGGUCUCUGUCGGAGCUGGACAUUCUUCUCCUGGCGGGCACGGCUGGCCACACCCUCAGCCUGUCGGCCAGCAGCUUCGUGGAGGAGGAGCACCAGGUCUGGUACUUCCUGCUUAACACCCUCUGCCUGGUAGUCUUCCAAGACGUCUGUCGCAAGUACUUCCAGGAGCGCCGUGCCAACUUUGGGAGCUUGGAGGACGAAGACUACCUCCUCCCCUCCAAUGAGGGGGACGCGGUUGCCUCACCGUUAGCUGAUUUGGGGGUGACGGAUGCAGGUUCGGAGAAGUGGCUGGCCCUGGCUACCCCACCGCUCACCCUGGCGUGUUGUCGUCUGCUGCGCUCGCUCAACCAGACCGGGGUGCAGUGGGCUCACCUGCCUGACCUGGGACACUGGCUCAACAGCUUCGAACACAAGAUGGUGCUAUCCUUGUUCGCCGCCUUGUCAUUGGCUCUGAUCUACUUCCUGGUCCAGCGGAGAUGUUCCUGGGUGUCCAAGAUUGCCCUGGCCCUUGGCCUUCUGGGUGUAUACAGCUACCGGGCGGCGGUGGGCAACGUUGUGUUUCCGUGGCAACAUGGUGGUGGAAACAUGUCCAAGGGGACCGUGGAGGCACGCUUUGUGUAUGUCUUCGUCCUGGGCAUCCUCUUCACGGGCUCCAAGGACCUGUUGCGGUCCCAGGUCAUCACAGCCGAUGCCAGGCUGAAGAGCAGGGGCUUAUGGGAAAUCUACAGUGGUGUGGUUCUGUUGGUGGCCCUGUUGUUCCGAGCCCACAACCUGCCGGUGCUGUGCUGCUGUUUGCUGGUCCAGACUUUGAUGGCCCAGUUCAUCUGGAAGAAGCUCCACUACGACGCUGCACAGACCACCAUCAUGCACUACUGGUUUGGACAGGCCUUCUUCUACUUCCAGGGGAACUCCAACAGCAUUGCCACGGUUGACAUCUCGGUGGGCUUCGUGGGACUGGAGAGCUACGUAGAGGCCCCGGCUUUCUUCCUCACCGCCCUCAGCACGUAUGCCGGGCCCCUGCUCUGGGCUGCCCACCUGGUUUGCUACCUCAGCUCAGAGAAGAGGAGCUCAGUGGCGGUCGGCCAUGGAUGCUACUGCUUGGCCCUUUUGCGGUCCGUGCCGGCGGCGGCCUACGUGGUGUUGGUCACGGCCCUGCGCUACCAUCUCUUCAUCUGGAGCGUCUUCUCACCCAAGCUGCUGUAUGAGUCCAUGCACACACUGCUCACCGCUGCAAUUUGCCUCUUCUUCACCACCAUGGAGCAGAGCCGCAUGCCCUAGGGAGCCCACGGCCCCUGAGGGCUCUCAACUUUCAGGAAGGGGUUAAGGAGAAGGGCAAAGACUCAUGGGUAAUGGUGGUCCUUAUACUGUCCUAGUUGACUUCUGGAUGCCCCACUCCUACACUCUGAAGGAGAAGGUGGGAAUGUACUGUCCACUGCACUGGACUUGUAGGACUGCAGCAUUCACUUGGGUGGCAGGUAGCCUAAUGUUUAAGAGCAUUGGGCCAUUAACCGAAAGGUUGCUGGUUUGAAUCCCUGAGCAGACUAGCUGAAAAAUCUGUCGAUGUACCCUUCAGCAAGACACUUAACCCUAAUUGCUCCUGUAAGUGGCUCUGGAUAAGAGUGUCUGCUAAAUUAAUACAAAAAUGUUCAAAUUCACCUUUUGGUACGCAAUAUCUUUUCUCAGAUGGAACUUUGUCUCUUGUAUGGACUAAAGCACAACUUUUUUAGUAAGAUUAAGAUAUUUUAAGGUGGUGGGUUCUACUGAAGUCUGUUCAGGUAUUUAUUGAGCAGGGCUGAAAAUGGGUAAUGGGGUAAAUUCUAUAAAUCAUUUCAUUUGAAUGUGUCAUUUCAUUUGAAGCACAAUCUCUUGAAAAUGGAUUUGUAUUCCUUCCUUUUGUUGUGGUAUUGUUUGUUUUGUUUCUGUAGACUAGUAAGUUCUUCUGUUGACCCCCGGCUCUGUAGUACUCUAUCCCAGUAGAGUAGUAAGUUCUUCUGUUGACCCCCGGCUCUGUAGUACUCUAUCCCAUUAGAGUAGUAAGUUCUUCUAUUGACCACCGGCUCUGUAGUGCUCUAUCCCAGUAGAGUAGUAAAUUAUUCUAUUGACCACCGGCUCUGUAGUGCUCUAUUCCAGUAGAGUAGUAAGUUAUUCUAUUGACCACCGGCUCUGUAGUGCUCUAUCCCAGUAGAGUAGUAAGUUCUUCUAUUGACCACCGGCUCUGUAGUGCUCUAUCCCAGUAGAGUAGUAAGUUCUUCUGUUGACCCCCAGCUCUGUAGUGCUCUAUCCCAGUAGAGUAGUAAGUUCUUCUAUUGUCCACCGGCUCUGUAGUGCUCUAUCCCAGUAGAGUAGUAAGUUCUUCUAUUGACCCCCGGCUCUGUAGUGCUCUAUCCCAGUAGAGUAGUAAGUUAUUCUAUUGACCACCGGCUCUGUAGUGCUCUAUCCCAGUAGAGUAGUAAGUUAUUCUAUUGUCCACCGGCUCUGUAGUGCUCUAUCCCAGUAGAGUAGUAAGUUCUUCUAUUGACCCCCGGCUCUGUGGUGCUCUAUCCCAGUAGAGUAGUAAGUUCUUCUAUUGACCACCGGCUCUGUGGUGCUCUAUCCCAGUAGAGUAGUAAGUUCUUCUAUUGACCCCCGGCUCUGUAGUGCUCUAUCCCAGUAGAGUAGUAAGUUAUUUUAUUGACCCCCGGCUCUGUAGUGCUCUAUCCCAGUAGAGUAGUAAGUUCUUCUAUUGACCCCCGGCUCUGUAGUGCUCUAUCCCAGUAGAGUAGUAAGUUAUUUUAUUGACCCCCGGCUCUGUAGUGCUCUAUCCCAGUAGAGUAGUAAGUUCUUCUAUUGACCCCCGGCUCUGUAGUGCUCUAUCCCAGUAGAGUAGUAAGUUCUUCUAUUGACCCCCGGCUCUGUGGUGCUCUAUCCCAGUAGAGUAGUAAGUUCUUCUAUUGACCCCCGGCUCUGUAGUGCUCUAUCCCAGUAGAGUAGUAAGUUCUUCUAUUGACCCCCGGCUCUGUAGUGCUCUAUCCCAGUAGAAUAGUAAGUUAUUUUAUUGACCCCCGGCUCUGUAGUGCUCUAUCCCAGUAGAGUAGUAAGUUCUUCUAUUGACCACCGGCUCUGUAGUGCUCUAUCCCAGUAGAGUAGUAAGUUCUUCUAUUGACCCCCGGCUCUGUAGUGCUCUAUCCCAGUAGAAUAGUAAGUUAUUUUAUUGACCCCCGGCUCUGUAGUGCUCUAUCCCAGUAGAGUAGUAAGUUCUUCUAUUGACCCCCGGCUCUGUGGUGCUCUAUCCCAGUAGAGUAGUAAGUUCUUCUAUUGACCCCCGGCUCUGUAGUACUCUAUCCCAGUAGAGUAGUAAGUUCUUCUAUUGACCACCGGCUCUGUGGUGCUCUAUCCCAGUAGAGUAGUAAGUUCUUCUAUUGACCCCCGGCUCUGUAGUGCUCUAUCCCAGUAGAGUAGUAAGUUAUUUUAUUGACCCCCGGCUCUGUAGUGCUCUAUCCCAGUAGAGUAGUAAGUUCUUCUAUUGACCCCCGGCUCUGUAGUGCUCUAUCCCAGUAGAGUAGUAAGUUAUUUUAUUGACCCCCGGCUCUGUAGUGCUCUAUCCCAGUAGAGUAGUAAGUUCUUCUAUUGACCCCCGGCUCUGUAGUGCUCUAUCCCAGUAGAGUAGUAAGUUCUUCUAUUGACCCCCGGCUCUGUGGUGCUCUAUCCCAGUAGAGUAGUAAGUUCUUCUAUUGACCCCCGGCUCUGUAGUGCUCUAUCCCAGUAGAGUAGUAAGUUCUUCUAUUGACCCCCGGCUCUGUAGUGCUCUAUCCCAGUAGAAUAGUAAGUUAUUUUAUUGACCCCCGGCUCUGUAGUGCUCUAUCCCAGUAGAGUAGUAAGUUCUUCUAUUGACCACCGGCUCUGUAGUGCUCUAUCCCAGUAGCGUAGUAAGUUCUUCUAUUGACCCCCGGCUCUGUAGUGCUCUAUCCCAGUAGAGUAGUAAGUUAUUUUAUUGACCCCCGGCUCUGUAGUGCUCUAUCCCAGUAGAGUAGUAAGUUCUUCUAUUGACCCCCGGCUCUGUGGUGCUCUAUCCCAGUAGAGUAGUAAGUUCUUUUAUUGACCACCGGCUCUGUGGUGCUCUAUCCCAGUAGAAUAGUAAGUUAUUUUAUUGACCCCCGGCUCUGUAGUGCUCUAUCCCAGUAGAGUAGUAAGUUCUUCUAUUGACCCCCGGCUCUGUAGUACUCUAUCCCAGUAGAGUAGUAAGUUCUUCUAUUGACCCCCGGCUCUGUAGUGCUCUAUCCCAGUAGAGUAGUAAGUUCUUCUAUUGACCCCCGGCUCUGUAGUGCUCUAUCCCAGUAGAGUAGUAAGUUAUUUUAUUGACCCCCGGCUCUGUAGUGCUCUAUCCCAGUAGAGUAGUAAGUUCUUCUAUUGACCACCGGCUCUGUAGUGCUCUAUCCCAGUUGCAUUAUAUUUCUAAUAGUCCUCCAUACACUUAUAUCAAUUAUAUAGGUUAUGUAAAUGAUAUACUGUAGAUGUGUUCCAAGCUGAUAGCAAGCCAUACUUCCCUCCCACUUCCUGCCAUAGGAUACUCAGGUCGUAAGCUGUUUAUUUUAAUUAAACAUUUUUAUUUAAACUUUAUUCAACUAUUUCAUACCCUAAAUUAAUAUGCAUACUUUUAGUUGUGUGUGUGUGGAUAUAUAUAUAUGUAUGUAUGUAUGUAUGUAUGUAUGUAUGUAUGUAUGUAUGUAUGUAUGUAUGUAUGUAUGUAUGUAUGUAUGUAUGUAUUUCUGUAUUGCUCAUUUGAUUUCUAAUCUAAAAAUGUGUUCCAAUCCACAAUUGAAUGUCUUCCUACUUCUGCCAGACCUGUGAAACCUAAUCAUUGGCAAUUGGGAGCCCUUGCCCUAACACGCGAAUCAAAUUAGAUUACAAAAUGAACUAAUAAAUUGCUUACUUAAAUUAAAGUUGUUUUCUUUCAUGAAGAUAUCCCCUAGGAAAAUGUCCCUGUGAAUACUGAAUGCAAUUCCAAUGUAUAAAGCGGUUAGUUAAUUUGACACAAUCUGAUUGGUUAACUUGUAGAACUUGAACAGAGAUCCAUAUGCUUAUAAAGGACUCUCCAUGUCCAAUAAUAACAUAAGCAUAUGAAGUUGCAGAUUGCAUGUCACACAACUUUCAAUAUAUGAUAUUAGAUGUGAUUUAUGUAUGUUUUACUCACCUUAAUCUAAUAGCUAUGUAUGUGUUAAGUUAUUUUGUCUUAAUUUUUUGGUCAAAUGUGUUUUCCUUGUGUUAGCUGUGACCACUGUGAUGGGCUAAUCUGCUGUAUGUCUUAUUUAUGGCUAAAUGUACAGAGAUGCAGCCUUGAUUCUGUAGUGGAUGCAAUAUCUGCCAUUCAGUCAUGCAUCUUGAUUGUGGAAUCUCUUUAGAUUGAGAGAAAUGGGGGACUAUUUUAGAAUUUCUAGUUUAAGAAAAAUGGGGGGCUAUUUUAGAAUUUCUAGUUUAAGAAACAUCGGGGGCUAUUUUAGGUGAUAAUUACUAACAUUUUGAGACAGCCAAGACCACAACAGCAAUCUCUGCUUACUCAUCCUCCCUCACCCAACAGGUUUUCAAAGAAGCUUUGUGCUGACAUUUUCCCCUUAUUUCUGUUAGGUGAACAAUACAAAAAAUGUUUUUAUCAAUUGCACUGUUUAAGAGAACAUCCUCAAGAGGUUAAAGAUUAAAUUAUAAAACUAUAAAUUAUAAUAAAGUAUAGAUUAUGUAAACUUUCAUAUAUUAAAGUAUAAACAUUUACUUUUUCAACUUGCACAGUUGAAACUGAAGCUCGUACCCGUGAGAUCUCAUUAACAGUGGAAUUAAAUGAGGAGUGAUGAACGGUCAAGGAUAAUUUCCUCAACAUUAUGGCGCAUCAUUUUAUCACUGGAUGACAUAGCAUCACAUAAUUGGUCAGGUUAUCAAAAUUAACAAUAUUCCAUUAAUGUGCGUAAUUAGUCAAAUACAUUUGAAUCUAUUUUUUUAUUUGUAUUAUUAUAAAUAUAUAUAUAUAUUACAUUUUCCUUUAUUGUUAAUUAAUACAUUUUUUACUUACCAUUUUCGAAACCAUUUGGCUGUUUUCUGGUGAGAGUUGUGACUUCAUUUCUACAUUAAGUUUUUAAAUGUUCUGAUUUUAAUCACGUAAAAACUGUUUGAUGGUAAUCUGGAUACUGUCAGACAUUAUUGCAGAUAUAAGUAGUGGAAGAUCAAAGAACUGCAGAAUUUUUUUAAUUUUAAUUUUAUGAUUACCCACAUAAUGCUCUCUAUACUCCUCUGUAAACUGGUCAUCCAUCUCUGUAUACCCGUCGCAAGACCCACUGGUUGAUGCUUAUUUAUAAACCCCUGUUAGGCCUCACACCCUCCCUAUCUGAGAUAUCUAUUGCAGCCCUCAUCCUGCACAUACAACACCCGUCCUGCCAGUCACAUUCUGUUAAAGGUCCCCAAAGCACACACAUCCCUGGGUCGCUCCUCUUUUCAGUUCGCUGCAGCUAGCGACUGGAACUAGCUGCAACAAACACUCAAACUAGACAGUUUUAUCUCAAUCUCUUCAUUCAAAGACUCAAUCAUGGACACUCUUACUGACAGUCGUGGCUGCUUUGUGUGAUGUAUUGUUGUCUCGACCUUCUUGUCCUUUGUGCUGUUGUCUGUGCCCAGUAAUGUUAGUACCAUGUUUUGUGCUGCUCCCAUGUUGUGUUGCUAUCAUGUUGUUGUUAUGUUGUGUUGCUACCAUGCUGUGUUGUCAUGUGUUGCUGCCUUGCUAUGUUGUUGUCUUAGGUCUUUAUGUAGCGUUGUGUCUCUGUUGUUGCGAUGUGUGUUUUGUCUUAUAUUUAUAUUGUAUUUAUUUUAGAUUUUUAAUCCCAGGCCCCCGUCCCCACAGGAGUCCUUUUGGUAGGCCGUCAUUGUAAACAAGAGCUUGUUCUUAACUGACUUGCCCAGUUAAAUAAAGGUUAAAUAAAAAAUACUAUUUCCCCAGGGCACAACGACAGUUAAACCACUUAAUGUAAGCGACCCGUGGUGUCGUCUAGCCAUCUCUGCACACUGUACCUGCGUCAGUUCUUAUUACACAUGGCUAAGCUCAUCUUCCAGAGUAAUCGUUCAUCUCAAAAUGAGAAUGCUAAUAUUUUGACGAGAAAUGUUUGCAUUGUCGACCUUGGCGAAGACAAAAAAGUUUUAAAAGUUAAGCUCCUCGGCUGUGGAUGUGGGGUAGAAAUGGGGAGCGGGAGAAAUAGAUUUGCUUAAAUGUUCUAAUACACUCCUGAAUUCUAAACCUGUACAUGAUAGAAUAUGACACAACAGCUCCAGAGAUUGUUUUCUGAUAUUGUUUUUUUGCUAUUGUGUUACAUUAUUUUGUUUCAAGCCAUGUGGGCAGAAGAGGUGAAGGAGAGAGGAUGAUCCCUUUCAAAUAAUAGGUUGUUUUUUUAUCUUUUUAGGUUUAGUUCUGUAUCACUUCAUGUUUCAUGUCACUCCCAUCUUGCUAUAGAAAAAUAUCUUCUAACCCCUCUUCAAAUAGAUUGCCCAUUCCUGA